Chenopodium quinoa (quinoa) is the source of this 2363-nucleotide messenger RNA. Its product is annotated as replication factor A protein 1-like. The record is from RefSeq and is a predicted model, not a curated record. The transcript is spliced from 11 exons. Bases 1174 to 2136 code for a protein of 320 amino acids. NCBI's taxonomy places the organism in Eukaryota, Viridiplantae, Streptophyta, Magnoliopsida, Caryophyllales, Amaranthaceae.
GGAGUCUCCGUUAUUUUGCAGGUACAGGCGUCCGGUUCCAGUCUCGGAAUUGUAACUCUCCCGCAGGACAUCAGAAAACCCCGAAACAAUACUGGUGAAUAUGUAUUUCUGCCACGCAUUGACUUGCGGCCCUCUGCCUCAACUAAUUACCCGUUCCAGUUCCAGGGAAAACAAUUCCCAAUCAAGCUUUGUUUUGCUAUGACAAUCAACAAAGCCCAGGGACAAACACUCACUCAAGUAAGGAUAUACCUUAGACGACCUUGCUUCUCUCAUGGACAAUUAUAUGUUGCCCUUUCUCGGGCCCGGAAUUCUAAACAUGUAAGGGUACUGACCAAGCCUACAACUGAAGAUCAGCAUGUAUACAGUGCAAAAAAUGUUAUUUCGUUUGAGAUCUUACUACGAUCAGGUGUUACACAGCAAUCUCCUUCAAGGAACAACUGAAACAGGAACUUCGGUCUGGUUAUCUUCACGAUGUCCCCUAUCAAAAUUUCAGCCAAUUUAAAAUUCCAAAUGAAGGAGAAUAUUUCAAUAAACUUAGUUCAUCUUAAAAUUUAACAAAAUGUUAUUGUUUCUUGAAACAAUCUAUUACUUCUUCUUCUGAAAAUGACAAGCAACUACUUCCUAAUUACUGUGUCUUUUGUUAAGAUUUCUAUAGUUCUUGGAGCAUGCCUAAAUGUGAAUUCUGAGUUAGAUGUGAAACUGACAGCACAGUUGUUAUGACAAUGAUCAUGUCAACAGGCUGUAACAGUAGAACACUGUGACCGAGUUCAUGUCAUCUCUGCAGCAAAACGACUUUGUAUUGCCAACUGCCGUGAGUUAUGUUUUACUUGGGAGUCAAUCAAAGACCUCUUAUUAUUGGUGAUAAUCAUAAACUACAGAGUUUAACCAUGAAGCCAGAACAAACUUCACUGGGGAAACUAACUCCAAGCACCAAAUCUUACAAAGUCAGAGCCAAAGUGAGAAAAAUCUCAGCCACAACAAUCACCAAACAAGAAGCGCUACCAACGCCUUGUAUUUGAGGAUACUGAGGUUAACCAUCUUGGAGGUACUCUUUUUGGUGAUGAAAUAGACACUUUCAAGGACGUCCUGCAACUAGGGAAAGAAUACGAGAUCGCAAAUGCUCCACUGAAACCAAUAGAUCCAAAGUACCAAAAAAGAGAAGAUGAGUGCCAGAUGACAUUCGGCGGACAAACGAUCAUCGAACCACUAGACCCAACUACAGGUCCAGUUCUGCCAAAUUAUGUCUCCAUCAACUCAAUUCCAAAAACAAGCUUCAAAAAUGAACGCUUUGAUUUGCUUGCUGUUGUCCUUUACAUAGAAGAGGUCAGGAAAGUACCAACAUCAGGAGGAAACAUGAUGGAUGUACGUGAAAUCAUAGUCACUGACCAAAGCACUGAACAGCCGCUCACCAUCUCAAUGUGGGGAGGCCUUGCUGUUAUUGACACUGAGAAGCUUGCAGGUUGGGUGUUAAGCCCAAUAGUUGCAGCCUUCACUCACUUACGACCAACCACAUAUAAAGGGUUCUCCCUUGCAAGCUCAAUGUCAACUACUAUCAUCUCAGAUCCUACGGGGGAGGAAGCACAUGCUCUUCGAACAUGGAUGAAAGAAAAACAAGAAAUGCUUCUUGACCAGGCAACAAAAAUACUGCACAUCAGAACACCAUCAAGAACAACAGCAGCGAAAACUAUCUAUGAAAUUGAGCAAAAAAAUGCUGCAAACACAAUGCAAGAAGAACGCCAUUGGAUACAAGCCACUAUCCCUGAUGCUCAGUUGGAAAAUCUGCUAGCUUACUUAGGAUGUAACAACUGUGGAAAGCGCUGCCAAGAAACAAAGGACGCAACUUUCAAAUGCCUACACUGCAAAAAAAAAAUAGUACUGCCGCAGUCAGGGUACCCAAUCGAAGUGAGUGACGCCACUGGGACACUAAGACUCACUGCUUUUGCUGAAGACUGUGAAAAGCUCAUUGGUCUCCCUACUUCAGAGAUAUAUGAGAAGAAAAUGGCGGGUGAUUGGCCAGAAUUUGAAGAUAUAGCUAGUAACCUAAAGGUGAGGACCAUCAAAUUCCAAAUAGCACCAACAACUUCUCUAACUAGAAUGGGGGUGCUCAAAUGGGCUAUCAAAGACGUUGAGAUUUGACGACACAUGAAAGUCCUACAACAAAAAACAAGAAGUAGUCGUUUGUCCUUAAACGACACCUUAUACUUAGCUACAUAUUUACAAUAAUUUAGUACUACCAUAUAAGAAUACUUACUGCAUAUCAUUAUAUCUAUCUAAGUACUCCGUACUAUUAGGAUUAAUCUUAAAUUAUGUGCCAUGUAAGAACUCUUUUAUUGAAAUCAAAUAAUAAAUGGCAAGUUAUAAGA